Molecule: messenger RNA, 636 nt
Organism: Elephantulus edwardii (Cape elephant shrew)
Lineage: Eukaryota; Metazoa; Chordata; Mammalia; Macroscelidea; Macroscelididae
Gene: RGS17
Product: regulator of G-protein signaling 17
Exons: 4
Coding region: 1-636 (211 amino acids)
Source: RefSeq, a predicted model, not a curated record
AUGCGAAAAAGGCAGCAGACACAGAAUGAAGGAACGCCUGCUGUGUCUCAAGCGCCCGGAAACCAGAGGCCCAACAACACGUGUUGCUUUUGCUGGUGCUGUUGCUGCAGUUGCUCCUGCCUCACUGUUAGGAAUGAAGAAAGAGGGGAUAGUGCUGGACGACCGACGCAAACCACCAAGAUGGAGAGCAUCCAGGUCAUAGAGGAAUGCCAGAACCCAACGGCAGACGAGGUCCUGUCCUGGGCACAGAACUUCGACAAGAUGAUGAAGGCGCCCGCAGGCCGGAACCUGUUCCGGGAGUUCCUGCGCACGGAGUACAGCGAGGAGAACCUGCUCUUCUGGCUCGCCUGCGAGGACCUGAAGAAAGAGCAGAACAAGAAGGUGAUUGAGGAGAAGGCCAGGAUCAUCUAUGAGGAUUACAUCUCCAUUCUGUCCCCGAAAGAGGUCAGUCUUGAUUCUCGAGUCAGAGAGGUCAUCAACCGAAACCUCCUGGAUCCCAACCCGCACAUGUAUGAAGAUGCCCAGCUCCAGAUCUACACUCUAAUGCACAGAGAUUCCUUCCCGAGGUUCUUGAACUCUCAGAUUUAUAAAUCACUUGUUGAAAGUACUGCUGCUGGCUCUGCUGCUGAGUCUUAA